This is a messenger RNA of Silurus meridionalis, 1324 nucleotides long. RefSeq names its product delta(14)-sterol reductase LBR. Bases 764 to 1201 code for a protein of 145 amino acids. Lineage: Eukaryota; Metazoa; Chordata; Actinopteri; Siluriformes; Siluridae. Gene Ontology annotation, molecular function: oxidoreductase activity, acting on the CH-CH group of donors, NAD or NADP as acceptor. Gene Ontology annotation, biological process: sterol biosynthetic process. Gene Ontology annotation, cellular component: nuclear inner membrane; endoplasmic reticulum membrane. The transcript has 5 exons. The record is from RefSeq and is a predicted model, not a curated record.
CACAACUGCAUCUCCAGCAGAAGCAUCGAUACCAGUCAUUGUGGAAUAAAAAAAUAACUAUUAAAACUCAUGAAUAUAUUCAAGAUUGUGCACUUUGAUAGAGAAGCAGUUUGUGAGUUCUGACUAGUGAUGCUCUCUGACCGUCCAAUCAAAGGACAUCAAAAUGACAACACUUUGUGGCCGCAGUGCUCACAGUGGUCUUACAGCUAUACGUAAUGCAAUAAAUAAAGUCUGAUUGGAUAAAAACUCAUAUACAGACUCUUGGAUAUGCUGAUCUUAGAUGCAGCUCAGCUGAGAGAAAUGCUAUGAAAUGAAGAGAAUAGAAUAUUACAGUAAUUUAACACAUUCAUGGGAAAAAUUAUUAGAAUGUAAGUCAGUGAUUCUGAUAAAAUUUCACUUUAACCCAGCAGAGUAACUUUUACUGCCCCUGAGAGCCUGCAGCUGCCAUUCAGUUUAUUUUAUUUAUAGUCAAUGUAAAUAAAUUCGAUUAUCUAAUUAUUCCUGUGUGUGUGUGUGUGUGUGUGUGUGUGUGUGUGUGUGUGUGUGCGUGCAUGUGUGCGUGCGUGUGUGUGUGCGUGUGUGUGUGUAAAUCAGGGGUUUCUGGUUUAGUACAUGUCCUGGAGGUGUUUGUUCUGGGGCAGGAAGUGGACCCUUGAUUGGGGAAGAUUGAUAUCAAACAAUUUGCAAUGUUACGGAUUGGAUUCAGCGGCUGGGAGUUUUGUUAGACACUAAGGAACUGACUCAUGAGUCGAUUGGAUUCCUGAUGGUUCUGGGUGAGUACAUCUGGAUCCCUUUCUUCUCCAGCAUUCCUGUUUACUACCUUCUUCAGCAGCCCAAUGACGCCCACUUCCUGUCCACCUUACCGAUAAUCCUUCUCUUCUCCUUCCGCAGAAACCCGAAUGACUCAUCAGUGGCUCAUCUGGAGACCAUCAUCAGUCCAUCUGGUCAGAACCUGCUGGUGUCCGGGUGGUUUGGUUGGGUCCGACAUCCAAACUACUUAGGAGAUUUACUGAUGACGUUCACCUGGACUCUGUUCUGUGGGUUCAGCAGUGUGGUACUGUAUGUACCUGUGCUGUUCUGUAUGAAGCUGCUGCUGGAGCGAGUCACUGAGAUGGAGGAGAUGUGUAAAGAGAAACACAGAGUAGCGUGGGGAGAAUACAGCAGGAGAGUCCCAUAUAAACUACUGCCAUACAUCUACUGACCUUCUUCAUCCUCACCAGAGGUGUGAUGUAGUGAAGUAAAAAUACUUUGUUAUUGCACUUAAGUAGAUUUAUUUUUUAGACUUUUUACUUUAACUCAUUACAUUUUUACACACAAAUCUGUA